Messenger RNA from Podarcis lilfordi (Lilford's wall lizard), 8292 nucleotides. Lineage: Eukaryota; Metazoa; Chordata; Lepidosauria; Squamata; Lacertidae. The record is from the annotation of a GenBank genome assembly.
AUGUCCGAGGAGAAGCCCAAGGUGAGUGCGAGGCCGCCCCAGCGCCUCCUACAGCCGCUCGGGCCCCGUAGGCCCUCCGCCUCCUCUCGGGCCCCUUCCGAGCCUGCCUGCCUGCCUGCCCCCCUCACGAGAGGGGCGCGAGGCUCGCCGUGGGGCUGAGGCCCCGAGGGUCUGCGUUCCCCCGCCCCGGUUGUGAGCCGCGAGACCCGGACCCGCCUCACCCGGAAGGAGGGCGGCUCGAGAAGGGGCGGCCCGACCGCGCUCUUCCUCCGCGGAGCUCCCGCAAGAGUUCGGCGCCGCUCCUAGGCCGCGCCGCUUCGCUGCGAACUCCCAUCCUGGCCCGCCCCCGCCGGGUUCGCUAUUGUCGAGCCAGGCCGAAGGCGCGACCACCACGUGCUCCGCAAGGCAGCGCUCUCUCGCCGGGGGCCGGAUCCAUCCGGCCUCUUUCCCUUUCCCCGCCGCCCACGGCCCCUUUUCCGCGCGCAGUUGGACCGAGGUCUACACGGACCGAAGUCCAGUAAUUUCCAAAGGGUUUUGCACCUAAGAGCCCCCUUUCCCCGCGUGCAUCCAUAUAGUGAGGGGGCUGCAAGUUUGAGGAGAGGCUUUCAGUGCAGUCAAGUGCUGGCCAUUGAAUUCAGUGGAGGAUACCUCCCAAGACGGUAUGCGGAGCAUUACACUGUUCUGUUUUGCGCGUGUGGAACAAUCGCUAUCCUCAUUGUAAUAUUAAAACAAUUUAAUGAAAGAUGAUACGUUUAGCGUACAUCCUUCAGUUGUAAGCCUACAUCACAGAGUCGCUUAAAGGUGAGCUUUAUAGAUGAGUGGGUGUUUGUAGGCUGAAAAUAAUCAGAUAAGCAGGAGUGAAAGCAUUGAAAGUUUUUUUUCCAGUUUUUUGGAUGGUAUGUAGUUUUUUUAAAAAUUGGCUUUUAUCCAACCUUCCCCCAAUAGUUUUAAAAGCAGAGAGGGAUCAUUCUAAAAUUGAGUCUUUUUGCAGACUUGUGGAAUACAGUGGUACCUCGGGUUAAUUACUUAAUUCGUUCCGGAGGUCCGUACUUAACCUGAAACUGUUCUUAACCUGAAGCACCACUUUAGCUAAUGGGGCCUCCUGCUGCUGCUGCGCCUCCAGAGCACGAUUUCUGUUCUCAUCCUGGAGCAAAGUUCUUAACCUGAAGCACUAUUUCUGGGUUAGUGAGUCUGUAACCUGAAGCGUAUGUAACCUGAGGUACCACUGUAUCAACACUACAUUUAAAGCGUAUUUAACAUCCAUUCUUUUAAUUCCCCCAAAGAAUCCUGGGAAGUGGAGUUUAAGAGUACUGGAAAAGUUAGUUCUGUGAGGGAAAUUGCAAUUCCUACAAUUUUUUAGGGGAAAUCAUGUGCUUUAAAUGUAUAGUGUGGAUCUGCUGUUGGUCAACCACGUUCUGAUUCUGUGUGGAAUCUGAUAGAAUUGUAGAGUUGGAAGGGACCAAGUUUAAAUAUAUUAUGAAACAUGUAGACUUUUUAAAUAAUUACAGGAAGAUUGCCUAGUACUGGAGGUUGUUUUCCCUCCUACAGGAGACUGGUGCUGGUGAAGCUAAGACCCCAGGGUGGCACAUCUUUGACAAUUUAUUGAGUAUUAAUUGCACUCCAGAUUUGGAGUAAGAGAUGUAGUUCAGUGAAAGAGAAUCCACUUUGUAUGCAGAAGGUCCAGGGACCAGUCCCUGGUAUUUUCAAGUAGGAGAUGAGAACAUUCCCUACCUGAAAAGCAGAGAGCUGCUACCAGUCAGUGUAGUCCAGAGCUAGUCAACCAGAUGGUUUGGACUGCAACUCCUAUCCCUUGUUCUUGGCCAUGCUGGCUGGGACUGAUAGAAGUUUUAGUCAACAACAUCUGGAGGGUGCCAUGUUGGCUACUCCAGGUUUAGAGAAUACUCAAGUAAAUGGAUCUGAGUCAGUAGAAGACAACUUCCUCUGCUGCUUGAGGAAGGCUUUCAGUUUGCAUCAUGACUAGGCUGUGGAUUCUUAAAAAGCAUUUAAAGAUCAUUUUGAAUAACACAUAUAGCUAGGGAAAUGUUGUAAUUGGUGUGAGACUAACACUUGGGAUCAAGCUACAGUGGUACCUUGGGAUGUGAACGGGAUCCGUUCCAGAGCCCCGUUUGCAUCCCGAACAGAACGUAAGCCGCGACAGUGUGUCUGUGUGUGCCGCCGUGACAGUGCAUGCGCGUGACGUCAUUUGAACCGUAAGCACGAACGGCGAAACCCGGAAGUAACGUGCUCCAUUACUUCUGGGUCGCUGCAGAGCACAAUCCAAAAGCGCUCAAUCUGAAGCUUAUUUAUCCCGAGGUAUGACUGUACUAGAAAUUUAUUAAAACUGCUAGUUGUUUAAUAUGCUAUGUUGUGUGUUUAAGCCUACAAUCCUAACCCCAUUUACAUGGGAGAAAGCCCUUUGAAUCAACUAUGAUUUAUGAGUAGACAUGGUUAGGAUUGCGACCGAAGUAUAAGCUUACCAAUAGUGAAAGUAUAAAUGCAAUUUAUAAUCUUUCUAAGGGUAAGCCGUGGGGGGGGGGGGGAUUUCAGCAACCCUCUUGGGAGAAGUUUUUAUGCCAACCUUUUAUUUCUAUCACUUCCUGUGUUGCUCCCUAGGCUACUCAGUGGAAAAAGAAGGCAAAAUUGUUGUUUGUAAAUUUCACCUCAUUUUUUACCUUGAAAUCCUAACGGAAUUUCCUAGAGUAAAAAAAUCUAGAGUCCAGCAGCAGAAGAGGGCGUUUUCAGACCAAAAAUGUGGAGGGGUUGCUAGAUAAUGCAGUGAGGCUGCAUUACAUAUCAUCUACAGUUGUGUUACAAAUUAUACCUCCAAACCAGUUGAGGAAGCAGUGCUUUGUUAAUUCAUACCAAAAUGGUUGUGCUGCAGUCACAAUGAAAGAUCCAAACAUUGCUACAAGCCAAUGCUCAACAACAGGAUGACACAUGGGGAGAAGCAGAAAUACCCCAUUCCAAAUUCCCUUCAGCUUAGUCACAUGGCUUAGCCACCCUGCAGGGGUUACACCAUCCUUUUUGCCAGUGUAAGUCAAACUAUUUUUUACAGGUUUGUGGGCCUGUGCCUCUGCAGCGUUUGGGCUGACUUAAUCAGCAGUAGCUCCACUACUGAAUAGAAUUUGGAAUAGGAGUAAGUUGUACUGGCUUCCUGUAGUUUGGUUUGCUCUGCCCUUUUGUUUAUUUUAUUUAAUAAAAUCUGUGUGCUGCUUAACUGUAGUGUGGCAGCUGUGAAAAGCAUUCCAUGCUUGGGGUUAUUAGGAAAGGAAUCGAAAAUAAAACUGCUGACAUUAUAAUGCCUUUAUAUAAUUCAGUGGUGUGACUGUGUUUGGAAUACUGUGUACAGCUCUGGUCACCUCACCUCAAAAAGGAUAUUUCAGAGUUGGGAAUGAUUCAGAAAGGUGCCACCUAAAGUGAUCAGGGGGUUGGAACAAUUCUGCUAAAAGGAAAGGUUGCAGCAUUUGGGACUUUUCAGGGUAGAAAAUAGGUGAGUAAGAGAAGACAUGAUAGAGGCAUAUAAAAUUAUGCAUGGUGUCAAGAAAGUGGAUAGCUAAUGUCCCCCCUCCCUUUCUCAUAAUAGUAAGAAUUUGUGGAGAUCCAGUGAAGUUGCAAAUUUGAAGAUUCAGGGCAAAUUUUUAAAAAGUACUUCUUCACACAGUACAUAGUUGAACUAUGGAAUUUACACCCGUAGGAGGCAGUGCUGGCCACCAACUUGGAUGGUUUAAAAGAGGAUUAGACAGAUCCAUGAAGAAUAAGUCUUAUCAAUGGCUACUAGCCAUGAUGGAGGCUAUGCUCUGCCUCUGCAGUUGGAGGCAGGAAUGCUUCUGAAUGCCAGGAGCUGGAAAUGCAGGUGGGAAGAGUGCUCUUGUGCUCAGGUUCUGCUUGCAGGUUCCCCACAGCUUGGCCAUUGUGAGAACAAGAUGUUGGACAAGGUGGGCAUUGACUUUAUCCAGCAGGUGGUUCAUACGUUCUUUUCUGAGAAAUCUUCUAAGUGCUGCAGGUAUCAGCCAGGUUCUCUUGACUAAUGCUCCCCAAAUACUGAUCUGAACUUUUAUGUUUUGUUUUGCAGGAAGGAGUAAAAACGGAGAAUGACCAUAUCAAUUUAAAAGUAGCUGGCCAAGAUGGAUCAGUGGUCCAAUUUAAAAUAAAACGGCACACACCACUAAGUAAACUAAUGAAGGCCUAUUGUGAGAGACAGGUAAACGAGUUAACUAUAUUUGUGUGUUAUUAUGCACUUGUUUAUUGUGAGGUACAUAAAAAGGCUCCCAAGCACCCAUGGCUUAUUUGCCCAGAUAAAUUUUGAUGUUAGAAUAUUUUCUCAAGGCAUACAAAGUUCUGGUGCCUUGGUGGUGUAAACCCAUUAUGCUAGUGUGUUGACGCAUACAAUUAUCCCACAUAAUAUUUGAUGUGCUUGUUGAAUUCUUUCAUUUGCAGUGCUGAAUUUAUUAGCUUUGUCCUAGAACUUAAAUUUUCAAAAAUUCAAUUACUGUAACCAGUUUCUUCCUAUCUCGUGUUUCUUUAAUGGAGACACCAAGGAAAUACCCUGCGUAGUGAGACAUAUCUGCACAAGUGUCAAGUCAUAAUUUAUCUCAUUUAUGUUAUGCAUAAAUGGGGCUGUGUGAUGUGGAUAAACCUGGGUGCUCAUGAGAUUACAUUAGACCCAUCAGACACAUAACUUGUGUGCAUUCAGCUUUACACAUUUGGCAAAAAAGAGUAAAAUUUAAAAAGCAGGUGGGCAUCCAAGGGAAAAAGACUUUGGCAAUCCUGCCCACCAUUGCACGCAGUGUGUUUUGACUAUAUGUGAUUUUGGCUUGUAUUUGCUAUUCUUGGAAUGUAGUCCCCACAUAAAUUGUGGAUUUACUGUAUACUGCGAAGUGGGAAGCCAUAGGCUAAGGGAGCCAAAUGUGGCCCUCUGGCUUUUCUUGCUCGGCUUGUGCUUGCCUCUGGCUCUAGCUAUCGUUUGCAGGUGGCCUCUAGAAGGUUGCCUAGACAGGAAUGUAUUUGAUUCUGCUGUUCAUAGAAAGUCACCUCUACACUUGACAGAGAAAAGACACCGUCCUAAUUACAUUGCAUCUCUAGCAGCUCUACCGAGAUUGCUAAAUUAGACAAGUUUAUAGAAAUGUUGCAUGAGGCAAUAAAAUUCCUGAGAGAUACUUGGCUCAUGAAGUGUGCAUCCUCAAUCAGCUUUCAGUUUAAUUCUUUGAAAUACUGAUGUCUGUGAGCAAUAUCCAUUUUGACAUGAACUUAUAUAUGUGGAUUUACAUUAACUGUCAUAUUUCAGGGUUUGUCAAUGAGACAGAUUAGAUUCAGAUUUGAUGGACAACCAAUUAAUGAAACAGACACACCUGCACAGGUAAGAGAGAGUGGUGUUCGUUAUACAGUUGAAGCUGAGCUUACGGCUACUGCCUGUGUCUUGGAAGUUUAGUUAAUUACUUCAAAUGGGAAUUACGUUGAUUCCUAGAAUAAAAUGUUACUAUGGUGAGCUAAAUCAUUAUUAACAAGAGUCCAUCAAGGUGGGAGAGAGAAAGCAAUUAGAGAAUAUUAGAGAAGCUGUAGGCCUUCAAAAUUCAUGGGCAAUUUCCACUAGUGAGGAAAUGGUGUGUAAGGUUUCUGGGGUGUAAAUAAGGUUGACAGAUUUUGGUAGGCUCUCAGUGAUUAUUAGAAGUACAUAUAACAGAUCCCUUUACUGGAAUUAAUCCCGGGCAUGAUGUAAUUCCGUGCCUGUGGUACUUGGUGGAAUUCUCUCAUCAUUGAUAGAAAAUACUAAUUUUUCUCAUGGAAACUUUCUCCCCUGUAUCAAAUUUAUAGUGUAAGCAUGCUACAAAAUUUCCCCAUCAAGGAUUCAGCCUUACUGAGGCUGAAACUUUGUGCACAUUUAUUUGGGAAUAAAUCCUAUUGAACUCAGCAAUAACUUCUUCUGAGUAAAGGUGCUGGGUUGUAUCAAUUGACGAGCCUCCAGCAGAUUUGUGAGGGGGCUGCAGGGGGUAUGGUGGUUAUGGAAAAUCACUUCCCUCGCCAUUCUUCUAAUAGAAGGCUCUACUGGAUCAAAGAGUCUUCCAUUUCAACAGGACACCAAAUGGGCAUAAAGAACUGCACUGUAAGUAUUUGGCUGGAGGGAGUGCAAGAAAAUGCAUUCUUAGAGAUGGAAUCUAAGGCAUUACCCCACAAGAAAGAUAGGAAUUUUGGGUUAAGAGAGCUGAACUGUAGCACAUAUGAGUGUGUGAGCUACUGGGAAGAUCUGGUUUCUCCAAAUAAAUGUGUUCCAAAAUAGUUAACAUGUGGUCUAAAUAUUUAUUGUUAGUCUGAUUUUAAAUGUUCUCACUUUGAUGUAGGAUGUGAAAACUGAUGCCUUUCUUAUCCUUAUUUUAUUACUAUUUCUAAAGGUUUUGAAAGGCAUUAAUUGGGAUAGGAAAAAAGUUUUAGUCUAAGCUAACUGGUUCGCCAGACCAUGCAUGCUGGCUGGCACCAGAAAUACUUGUUUUAUCCUAUGUAAAAUUAUUCAUGCAAGUUGCUAGAUUUUUCUGUAUGUUUAUCAUUGAGGGUCUGUGUCUACAAAUUUUGCCUUGCCUCUCUUUUAUCUUCCUGAGGUCCUAUGACCUGUGCACAAAAUUUGGGGAAAGAGAGGCCUGCUCGCUCAUGUUCUAGGUUUCUGCAGAAGUUCCAUGCAGUGCCUGUGUCAUGAUAAGCAAUAGAAUCCAUCCAUCCUUCCACAGGUUGUGGACAAGGGAGGGUACUUUUUCAGUCAGGAGCUGGAUAUCUGCAGGAACUAACAUCAGCGAUUCUGGAGAAGUUGAGUGAGGAAAAGUUGUAGUAACUCACUUCUGCAAAAACCCACUCCUGAGAAGAAUAACCAUCCAGUUUCUUUCAUAAGCUGUACUUAUGGAGAAAGCACUUGGCAGUACCUUUCUGCUGCCACUUACGAAAGUUGUGGAAAGGGAGGAAAGAGCAUUUUAUCUAUUUAUAUGUAUGCUUUUAUCAAAACAAUUCACAAGGUGUAAAAUGUACAGCAGUAGCAACUGAAAAAAAUUAACAUUUAAAUAAUCAGUGACAAUAAGCAAGUAUAUCAUAACAAAGUCAAUCCACAACGUUAUAUUAAACUAGUACAGAUAAACUAACCUAAUUAACAGCUUAAAACUAAACAGGAGAGAGAAUAAAGCUUGAUAUGGAAACAGAAAUAGUAGUACAGAAAACUAAAUUCCACAAGGUAUUCUAUUAAGUUACCACAGUUAACAUACACACACUGGAUAGCAGCCACCCACCUAUCUUCACUAAAUUUCUCUCUUGGAUUUAUUUGGAAUGACUGUGUUAGCGGCCUUCUUAGCAUGCCCUCUGAGAUGUACUUUAAGCAUGCUAAUGUUGGGGGGAAAUGCACUGUAAAUGCAUGUGUAUCAUAUUAAGAAAGCUGUAGGAGUUGGCAGUAGAAAUAACCCAAGAAUAUUUAGCCUGCCAGAUUGUGAAGUGUUGGACCAGUAAGGGUACUUAGAUAAUGAUUUGCUAAGUAUAUGGUUUCCUCUGUUUCUAGGAGAGUGGUGAAGGGCAUUGUUCCUUCAAGGCUAUAUAUUAACCUUCCAAGCCACAUCCUCCCCAACCCUGCUUUGCACCCACCCCCGAGUGUUCUUACCUGAGUAGAAUGUGUCCUUGAACUCCAGUAAUGUUUCUUGCUGGCUUGGAUAUAGAGUACAGAGAUGUGUUGAGUGUGAAGAAACUAUCCUGCUGUACAAAGGUAGAAUUAGGCUUUUGCCUCUGGCCCUGUUCACCACUGGCAUAUGGUCCCCAGAGGCUCGUCCAGAAGGGAAUGCCUCCCUUGGGCUGAAAAAGUUCCCCAUCCCUGCAAAACAGCAAGCAGAUGUGGUUGCAGAUUUCUCUAAAAUUCUAGAAACCCAAUGUGGGUUUGUGAGAGAUGCAGCUUUUAGCACUGGAAGGGGGAAAACUGGUGCUGAUAAAAUAAUACAUCUAAACAAACCUCUACACAGUAUGCUUCCAAACAUGAAGUUAAUUAUUUGUACCUGUAGCCUACCCUUCACCAAAUGAUCCCAAGGCAAGUUACAAAAAUCUCACAGCUAAAACAGGUACAGUUACACAAAAAACAUAACACAACUGCAAAACAACAGACCAGAGAAGGCAUCUACUCAACCAGAGGUCUGGAUUAAGAGGUUUUGGUAUAUUAGAAACAAGAUUCCUUAAAUAUUAUUUUUAAAACUCAUUACUUUUUUGUCUUAUUAACAGUUGGAAAUGGAAGAUGAGGAUACUAUUGAUGUGUUUCAACAGCAGACGGGUGGCAUGUGCUAA